Molecule: messenger RNA, 1810 nt
Organism: Boeremia exigua
Lineage: Eukaryota; Fungi; Ascomycota; Dothideomycetes; Pleosporales; Didymellaceae
Exons: 3
Coding region: 457-1473 (338 amino acids)
Cellular component (GO): Golgi apparatus
Source: RefSeq, a predicted model, not a curated record
UUCGGCCUCGCCGCAGCCAAGCUCCCGCGCGGUUUCAGUAGCGUGCGCCAGCCUGUCCACACAGCGCGCCCCCAGCUCCCCAGCUGCGCCCAUUGCCCGCGUGCCCCGUCUCAGCUGUCGUCGCGCGCAGACCAUCCCCGCCCGUCGCUGCCUCACCCUCGUCUCAGCUCAGCCCUGCCACCGCUCUUUAUCCACGCCGACGCCCGCCGCCAUCGACUCCGCGCCUUAUAGCCCCGUGUCCCAGCCGCUGCCCGCGGCUGCCCCUUCGCCAAAAUUACGCACCACGAGGCCCGCACAUCCCUCCUGGGAGGCCAACCGCUCGACAGCGACUACGCGCCCUACCCCAACACCGCCUACCCGCCCCGCCAGCCGACCUUCACCGCCCCGCCGGGCGGAUACCACGAACGCGAGGGCUUCCCCACCACCCUGCCGCCGCCCGUCCGCCGCCCGCCCAGGAUGUACAUCCCCAACACCAAGUGGACCUGGGCCUUUAUGCUCGUCGCCAUCCUGCAGGUCGUCGUCGCCCUGACCCUCGAGUCAUACGUCUUCGGCCGCUUCCAGAGCGAGCUGCACUUUGAAGCCCCCAACGUCAACAGCGAUGCCCGCACCGUGCCCACCUACCUCGCCGUCUUCAUGUUCGGCUACCUCUACCAGCUGUUCCUGGUGUGGGACGCCCUGCGCCUGAAGAACACCAUCCAGGUCAUCGGCCUGGUCAUGUACAACAUCGGCAUCAUGGUCUACGCCGCCAUCCAGUACGACCAGAUCGGCGACGCCGCCAAGCAGCUCGACGACCAGAACUUCAUCCCCUCGGACUUCUGGCACGACGUCAAGCCCAUGCUGAUCGCCGUGCCCGUGCUCAUGGGCGCUGCCACCAUUGCCUUUGCCUUUGUGGCCUGGAAGCUGUACGACGAGUUCGCCUGGACCAUCUACAAGCACAUCAGCGCCGACCUGCGCCUGAAGCGGCGCUAUCUGACAUACCAGAUCUACAUCGCCCUGCUCAAGUUCGACUUCUUCUUCUUCCUGGCCUUCACCGUGCAGUUCCUCGUCGUCGUCGAGAAGACGUCCACGGUCGAGAUUGUCCUCACCGCCGCCGCCCUGGUCAUCACCUUCUUCCUGCUCUUUGCCGCCGCCUUCUGGGUGCGCCGCGAGUCCAUCGCCGGCAUGAUUGCCUGCAUCUUCGUCUACUUUGUGGCCCUCGCCUACUUCCUCUUCAAGCUGAUCCGCAUGUAUGUCGCGGACCUCGACCGCCAGGAGGACUACAAGCCGGCGCGCAAGUCGCUGACGGCCUUUGCCAUCCUGACCAUCAUCCUGCUGCUGAUGACCAUUGUCAUUGCGAGCAUCUGCACGCACAACUUCAACAAGGGCCUGAAGCCCCACGUCAACAAGAAGUCGGUGACGAGCGACAAGGCGUAUGGCACCGAGAUGCCGUCGGUGGAAGGGCCGCAGCCCAACCAGCGCAUGGAGAUUGACUAGUUGAACGCCUGCAUUUGUUUGACUAGUUUUAUGACUUCUACCAGCCAUAUACAAUUCACGACACGACCUCUUGAAUACCCGGCUCUGCGGUUCGCGAGCACCAGUUUAAUUCUCAUCCGGCCGAAAGCGGUCUCGGACGGCGUUAUGGCAUUGUAGGAUUAGGAUGCCCUGGCUGAUGGCAGCCGGGGAGGGUCGCGAGCGAGCAAGACUGUAGCCCAUUACUUCAGCGGGACCCCGAAGCCCGAUUGCCCAGCGAUCGCCAGUAGGGCCUGGUUAUUUUUAUACCCCCACGCAUCGCCGGCAGUCGACUGAUCAGGCGGCGCAAUGUAUUUUUGCC